This is a messenger RNA of Geodia barretti, 1196 nucleotides long. Lineage: Eukaryota; Metazoa; Porifera; Demospongiae; Tetractinellida; Geodiidae. The record is from the annotation of a GenBank genome assembly.
UACGAGACAGACAUCGGCUUCACUAACGUUGACAGAACGAAACAAAAACGUAUAAGUUUAUCAUUACAGUGCAAAGUAACUGUUUCAAAAAAAAUUUGUAAUAUCCAGCCACUAGUACUGAAGGACCAAAUACAUAAAGAGGGAGUCACUUCAGGCGCUAGGAAUAGCAAGACUAGCAAGUAUUUACCUCUCUCUCCUCAGGUAAGGGAGAUGUACCAUCUGAGGUGUACAGCGGGGCGGUUAGCAGCAGCUGCAGAGAGGUCUGCAGCACCCAAGGGGAGGAGACGGAAGAAAGCUACAGUGAUUAGAGAGGGCCACCUCAACCCUGCUCGUACCAGGUCAGCAGCAGCCGCAGAAAGGUCAGCAGGAGGAGACAAAGGGCAACCCAGGAAGACACAGUCCUCUGUGGGCCUGACACUGGCCAAUUCCUCUUCUCUCUCUUUUUCUACACUGUCCAAAAUGAAUAAGAGUCAACUGAUAGCAACGAUCAAACGUUUAGAACUGGAGAAAAAGUCACGACAUCUACCCCCACCUAAGGUAAGUUUUCAUGUGUCCAAGAAACUUAGAGCAUUUUGCUCUCUUGCUGCAGACACUGAGAGCAAAAGCAGGAAGAUUGGUAAAGGAACACGGAGAUGUGAUGUGUUCGGUAUGCGAGCAUGUAGUCAGGACCAGCAGAGGAUUUAUAGCACAUACACAGAGAAAAGGACAAACUAAGUGCAGGAGAGCAAAUGCAGUACCGCCUGAUUAGCUCCUCUUCACUGACGUCCCCAUCCUCCCCUUCCUUUUUCUAUGCUCUCUUAACUUUCUAAGCUCCUCCCAUCCUCCUUAAAAUUAUCAUCAGUUUGUGUUUGUUUUGUUAUUAGACAUCCCUCUCCUCUCUUUGUGUUAUCAUAAUUGCCGUAUUGCCCAUCUAUCUGCUCUUCUCUUCUUCCCACUCCACCCCACUGACUCACAUGCCUUUCAUGACCAGCAACAGGUUCAGCUAUAUACUCCAAAGAGAUUACAUGUUAGAAUUAGUCAGAUGCUGGCAUAUAUAAUAUUAUUUGCAAAUCUAUCUCGGUGCACAGAUGCGUAGUGCUUAAAAUACUGGCUGAGGCUGCAUAUUUCCUCCGUUUACACAGUCAUUACCAACACUGCUGCCAAUAGUACAACUUCCUUCGUAAAUGACACCUCUUCCUCUUAAGCCUAAAUAAAUA